GUCUCGAAACGUUUUUCACGUAGUAUCAGCCUUGCAGUCUAUUGCUUGUCUUAAUUCAUUUUCAACAACCGUUUCAGCUCGUUCCCAUUCCACCCUCGAGACGACGGUUCGAGACAAGAAAUACGACCCUGGGAACGAGGUUGAGGAAGAACGGGAUAAGGGAUAAUGCUAUUUUCCAACGAGGCCUGAACUGCGGCUGUGUUUGUUAAAAUCACGGGUUUUUAGGACUUCCUUUCCAGUAAGAGAAUUCUCUUGUUUCCAGCCCAUUGCCUCUGGUGGUUUAAAGUUGAAAAAUUGGUUUAGGAGUUCCUUUCCCUUCCUCAACAAAAGGGAGUUGUAACAAUGGCCGCAAACUAUCAUCCCGAUAACCCUUUUGACUCUUUUGAUUCUGAGAGUCCGUUCUCCGAUCCGUCGGUGCUUUCAGUUACAAGAAAUGCAGCCCCUGCAGUUAAAGAAUUCAAUCCGUUUGAGGAUCCAAACAGUUCACAGCUCAGGACAGCACCUGCUGUCCCCACCCCUCCCCCCUCACAGCCAGCUGUGCUUCAAACUGACAAGGAACACACAACUAGCGUGGUUGAAGAGGGACGAGAAAAUUUGACAAGUCGGCAGGAGGAUUUAGAAAGCAAAGUUGCUGAGUUACAACGAAGAGAACAAGAAUUGCACAGAAUGCAGUUUGGAGGCUAUAGAGAAAACAACUUCCCUCCUCUGCCAGCCAAAUGUCCCUGCAAGCCAUGCUUUUUCAAUGAUGUCAGUAUUGAUAUUCCCAUUGAGUAUCAGAAGACAUGUAGGGCAUUAUUUAUCAGGUGGCAAGUGUACUCUUUUCAAAUGGUUUUCAACUUCCUCACUGCCCUUGCAUUACUCGUCGACCACGAUGAACCUGUACAUGAAGGCCGAACCUUUGGACUUUCAAUAGNAGAUUUGUACUCUUUUCAAAUGAUUUUCAACUUCCUCACUGCCCUUGCAUUACUCGUUGACCACGAUGAACCUGUACAUGAAGGCCGAACCUUUGGACUUUCAAUAGCGUACAUGGUAUUGAACAUACCUGCCUCAUUUCUUGGUUGGUAUCGCACUGCCUAUAAUGCUCUAAAGAGCGAUGGCUCCUUUUGUUUUGUUGUGUUCCUGAUCAUCUACUUUUGGCAGAUAUUAUUCAAUUUCUUUUAUGCUCUUGGUGUGACUGGCUUGGGAGCCUGUGGUUUUAUUAAUGGGACAGAAGCAUUUCACCGCAGCAUUCCAGUGGGUUCGAUGAUGUUUGCAUCAGGGACAAUGUUCCUAGUUGGUGCCAUUGUGGAUACUGUGCUUCUUGUUAAGCUACAUAGGAUCUAUCGCAUGGCUGGUGCAAGUUUUGAGAAAGCACAGGAAGAGUUUGCAAGUGGGGUCGCCUUCAAUCCACACGUGAGGGGUGCUGCUGCAGAUGCAGUGGCCAGCGGAAUACACCAAACCAUCGAAAGGCAGUAAGCUAUGGACCAACUACACACAAAGGAACUGACCACACUCUGUAAAAUCCAAGUUGCAAAUGGCCAAUUUCCUUUGUGAUAUGUGCCUGCAGGGAAUCAUGGAUAUUUGUUUUCCUGAACUACCAGUUCAAGAUGAUGAAUACAACUACCAUGAUUCCCUGCAGGCGCAUUGCAUAGAGGGAAUUGUCCAUUAACUUUGCGAGUUUGUAGCGGGAAGGUUUUUCGACCAGAAUUUAACUCAAAGCACAGACGCCUUCAGAACUUCAAACAGUAUGUUAGUGAGGUGUUCUACUUGUCAGUGCGCGGUCGUUUCCUUGAAAAACGGGAUCUUUUUUCAACUGUUAUUGAAAAGAAGGUGUAAGGAAGUAAUUGAGAUUAACUUAAACUGCCAUAAAAUUGAAGCCGUGUAGCAAACGAAACAAGUCAUUGCAGUUUUCAAUGGAGUGUCGAAAAACCUAAACCAAAUUGAUCACUCGGGACGACAAUUCACUGAACCAACCAAAACACGAAGCAAAAGAGAGCUUGAGCAAAACCCCGACGGCAACGAGGUCAUCAAACGAAAUGUUUAAUGAGCAGAACAAUGGCUGUGCACGUGCGUUAUAAACUUUUGUACAUUUCUUUGCCGUCCUCUGCACAACAACAACGUGAAAUGACGAAGUUCUGCGUGUUUUGGAGAAGCGAACGAUGAAGGCUAAUUUUUCGUAUUUUCAGUUGGAAUUGAACGGUGGUGUCACAUGUUUAACUUUAGCAAGUUUUGAGACCAAUAGGCGCACCGAUCAGAUCUAGGCAAUUGUGAAAUUCGAAGGAAAAAUAUAAAAAUAAUUCAUUUUUUUUACUAUAGCGUUUUCCUCGGGGUCGCUGUUGUCAUUGCUUCAGCUCUCUUUAGACUUGUAGCCGGCGCGAAGCGAGGGGAAACUUUGUGAACGCGAUUCAUGAUUGGUUUUGGUUUUCUGUGAUUGGCGCCCGUUUAUAGACUAAUCCCUUAUAAAACGGAGCACUACCGUGUUAUUGCGAACGCUUUGGUAGAGAAAAAGACCAAGAAAAGAAGCAGUAAGACAUUAAAUUGUUAGAGCUAUUUCUCAGGUAGCUUAUUAUAAAAUCAGACCUCUUUGUAGUUAGAUCAUAUGUUGGUAACGGAGGUCUCUUGACGUAACUUCUUUAUGUAUUGGAUUGUUAAACGAACUGCAACAGGCGUUAAAGUGAAGUGCUUUAUUUUUAUUGCUAUUAGAGCGGUUUUCAAUUGAGUGUCAACAGUAAUCAUGCAAUUACUUUGGACUUGGUGUUCGUUUUGGUACGGUUUGAGAUGGGUCUGAGUAGUCUUAUUGGUAAGUAAUUUGUUUGGUUCUGGUUCUAUGCCAGAAACAAGUCAGUUCAGCAAUUUCCCACUUGAAAAAUGUAUCCGUAUCACCAAAAGCGCUAGUGAAGGAAUUAUCCAAAAUGGCGGAUCCUGGUAACGUCGACUUGCCUGAAUCUUCUUCCGCAACUCUUACUACUGCAAGAAAAGUUUGAAAAUUGUAGCCUACGUGAUUCUAAAUCGGUGUAUUUUAAAAACAAAAAUAAGUGAUAUUUAGAGGGUUUUUUGAGAUUUUUCGAAGAAUAAAAUUGUGAUACAGUCG
Messenger RNA from Orbicella faveolata, 3070 nucleotides. RefSeq names its product secretory carrier-associated membrane protein 1-like. Gene Ontology annotation, cellular component: recycling endosome membrane; trans-Golgi network membrane. Gene Ontology annotation, biological process: protein transport. The record is from RefSeq and is a predicted model, not a curated record. Lineage: Eukaryota; Metazoa; Cnidaria; Anthozoa; Scleractinia; Merulinidae.